Molecule: messenger RNA, 2649 nt
Organism: Coregonus clupeaformis (lake whitefish)
Lineage: Eukaryota; Metazoa; Chordata; Actinopteri; Salmoniformes; Salmonidae
Product: BTG3 associated nuclear protein
Exons: 14
Coding region: 139-1668 (509 amino acids)
Biological process (GO): negative regulation of protein catabolic process; protein localization to nucleus
Molecular function (GO): DNA binding
Source: RefSeq, a predicted model, not a curated record
CGAGGCGAUGUUCAGGCUUUUUCUCUCGCGAGGAAGGACGCCGUUAUCGGAAUCCCUACAAACAACACGAGAAUUCAUCAUUCACACGAUGCACCCACAUUAGGAGUCUUGCUCAACAAGAAGCCAACACUAGUCUGAAUGAUGUCGGAACAAGAUUUGGCAGAGAUGGUACAGAUAGCAGUGGAGGACUUGGGCCAGGGUGACCAGACUGAUGUGUUGGACAAUCAUGAAGAUUGUGAUGACAAGCCUGACAGGAAAAGGCCAAGGGUGGACAACGGCUCCCAGGAUGCAUCUCUAAAGACCUUGUUGUACUCCAUCAGCCAGACGAUCUGCCAGCGUCUGGACAACAUGGAGGCCAAGCUGCAGGUGGUGGAGGCGACGUGCCGGGCCCUGGAGAGGAAGCUGGAUGCCGUCGUCAACAAGAACCAGGCGCCCAUCCAGGUCCCCAUGGUGGCCGGUUCCCCUCUGGGGGCCACCCAGACCUGGAAUAAAGUGCGCUGUGUUGUUCCACAGACCAAUGUGAUAGUGAGCCAAGACCGACCAAAGGGCCAGGAGGAGCCAGUAGCUCGAGGGGCAGAUUCCCUGGAGAACCUCCUUAGCAACACGGUGGGCGGGCGGAGGCAGAACACGUUCCUGGUGAAGGUGCCAGUGCCGGAGGACAGCCAGGAGGACCAGGAGAGCGGCUCAGAGGCCAGUGACUCGGUGUCCAACAGCGGCCAGACCAACAACGCCCAGAGCACCCAGAACGUCACCCUCAUCACCCUCAACUCAGAGGAUGACUACCCAGCAGGUACGUGGCUUGGCGACGAGAACAAUGCAGAGAUGCGCGUGCGCUGCCCAGUGUCGCCUGGCGACAUGCUCCACAUCAGCACCAACUGCCGCACGGCGGAGAAGAUGGCGCUGACACUGUUGGACUACCUAUUCCACCGCGAGGUGCAGGCCAUCUCCAACCUGUCGGGCCAGGGCAAGCACGGCAAGAAGCAGCUCGACCCACUCAUGAUCUACGGCAUACGCUGUCACCUGUUCUAUAAGUUUGGCAUCACUGAGUCGGACUGGUACCGUAUCAAGCAGAGCAUUGACUCCAAGUGUCGCACUGCGUGGAGACGCAAGCAGCGCGGCCAGAGUCUGGCGGUCAAGAGCUUCUCCAGACGUAGCACCAACGCACCGGGAAGCUCAGAGGGUGGCGCUGUGGUGGAGGCAGCCCAACAGACUCUACACUACACCCUGGCCAACCAGGCUGUCCAGCAGGUCCAGAUCCACCGCAUAGGAGAGGAUGGACAGGUGCAAGUGAUCCCUCAGGGACAUCUCCACAUUGCCCAGGUGCCACAGGGGGAAGAGGUGCAGAUCACACAGGACAGUGAGGGGAAUCUUCAGAUCCACCAGGUGCAUGUUGGGCAGGAUGGACAGGUGCUGCGUGGGGCCCAACUGAUAGCGGUGGCGUCAGCUGACGGGGGGACCACAGCAGUGGAGGGCUCCCCCCUACAGGCCAGUGACAUACAGGUGCAGUAUGUCCAACUGGCCCAAGUCAACGACCACACCGCUACUGUACAGGUGGCGGAGCUGGCCCCAGCAAUGCAGGGUGAGAUGGAGGUGAAGGAGGGAUCCCUCCAUCUGCCAGCGGGGGAGAAUGGGGAGGUGUUGCAGAUCGUCACCACUGUGGGCACAUAAGGGCCCCCGAGGGCCUGGAGAGAGAUGGCCAGCACCCUACGACAGAGCUACAGAGGUGUAGGUGGAAGGGAUGGAGAAGUGGGGGGGUUCAUAGACAGAUCGUUAAAUAUACAAUUAAAUAAAUGAGAAAGUUAGCAAAUGUCAACAGAAGAGAUCAAGAGAAGUGUUUUUGUUAUUUUAUAUUGACUUGGUCCAGCAACCACUCUGUUCGUUCAUUGUCAACCAACAGUAUGGAAAUGUCCAUAGAGCACACAGACUUUUUUACAGCUUCUAUCAAGAACUAGUUAACUCACAUUGUCGUCAUCAGAACAGGAAGAGGACCAGAAGACCUCGCCUGGGCACAGUGCAGGGGAUUAAAUCCUACCCAUAAAGGAUGCUGCUCAGGCAGACCAUCACUGCCUACACCUCAGCAUCAGCGUGAAAUGUUUACGUCAACUCUGGAAAAGCAUGGAGCUAUUAGAAGUUAAGCCGCUCGGCUCAAUAUCCCCCUCUUGAGGGGUUACAGUAGGCUAGGCUAACGCCCUGGACCCGUACUUCUUACAACCAAUACUGUACUGUUCUCCUCUCUAGCAUCCUGCAAUCGUGUCAUGCCGGACUACUGUGGAAAGUAGAACAAGCCAAGACAGGCACUUACUCAUGGUUGAGUUUUCUGUCUUUUUUUCUUUCUCUCUGUUUGUACAUCAUUUCUGGGAUGGACCCCGACUUUCUUCGCCAUCUUUUCCCAUAUUUUUUUCAUAUUGGUUAACCCACAUAGCUUUUGUUUGUUUGUUCCAUGUACAUAAUUGUACCAUGCCUAAAUAUUUGCAGAGCUUUGGUUGGAGGUAGACGACCAUGAAAUAGCAAAGAUGAUGUUCAUGAUAAUACAUGACAAUGAGUUACAUGUAGAGUACCCAGAAUUAUUUUUAGUUUUUUUUGUUUUUCCUGCUAUAUUUCUGUGAAGGAUAUAUUCGUGUGAAUAAAAUGUUUUGUGGUUGCCACAAA